UACUUCGAAUUUUAUCUGAAUAAAAUACAAUUCAAUAAUAUAUCUGAAAAAAAAACUGUAUUUAAGUAUGAGUAACCCAGACGAAAAUCAAUGGCCAUUUCAAGGGAAUCCCCGUACAUCGGGGAACAUGAACCGCCAAGUGAACGAGACUCCGCGGAACUCCUUUUACCAGAGUGAGCUAAUGGACUGCGAGAUGCCUUCUACAUCCAGGGCUGCACAAAACCAGGCUACCGUUUCUAAUACUGGCGAAGUGGGCUUCGACUUUUCAUUUGACAACGCGUUCGUGAACAAUUCAGCAGAAAAUUACAGCUCUCGCCAUUGGGAACACCAAGCAAUUCACAUGUCUGGUAACGAGGAUUCUAUGCUAAUUGACUUUGUAUCGGAACAUGCAAGCUAUAUAGAUAUCUAUGCCGAAACCAGUAACCGCGAGCAGGAGCAAAGGAUGGAAUGCGAUUUUGAUUGGAGCACCAUCGGGGUUCCAGACAACCAGACAACCAUUCGCCCAAAUCAGCUGCUUCAGGGCCAAGCUGAAAAUAUGAUGCAGUGGGAAAAUAACGUGGAAGAGCGCCCGUUGCAGCCGAUCCAGGGACAAAACCCAAAUGUGAUGCAGUGGGAAAACAACGUGGAAGAACGCCCUUUGCAGAUGAAGAUGGAGGAACCCUCGUACAAUAUGAUAUCGGGGGAUCCAUCAUUGGAAACACGAUCCAAGGAACUCCCUUUUCAGAACAUGAUAGUAGAACGCCCUUUGCAGAGAUUGAUGGAGGAUCCAUCGUACAAUAUGAUAUCGGGGGAGCCAUCAUUGGAAAGGAUGGUGGAGGAACCCUCGUACGAGAUGUCGUUGGAGCCACCAUUAGAAACAAAAUCAAAAGGCAUCGCUUUCCAGAAUUUGAUUGCAAAACGCCCAAGAUCUGGAGAGCUCGCUUUUCAGAGUAUUAAAGCAGAAAUCCCUUCGCAGCGCAUGGUGCAGGAACCUUCGCGCAAUAAUAUAUCAGGGGAGACACCAUUGGAAAACAAAUCGGAAGAGCAAGUUUUCCAGAAGAUAAUGCCAGAACGCCCUUUGCAGAGGAUGGUGGAGGAACCCUCGUACAAUAUGAUAUCAGGGGAGCCACCGUUGGAAACUAGAUCGAAUGAGCUCGCUUUGCAGAAUAUAGUGGCAUAUCCAUCACCAGUAAGAGUGGGGGAAAAUCAAAAUCCAGUGCCUCCCGCAUCGCAAGAAUCCGAUUUCGCAGAUCCCUUAGAAAUUUUGCCGCUUCUGGAUUCCAUGCCCACUGAUAACGACGAAAAUCUAGCGGGGGAUUUUAGUGAAUGGUGGGAUAAUAUUGAUGAACCAGAUUCAGGAAACCAAGAAUAUCAGAGAAGUGGAAUAUUUACGGCCAAUCCAAAUGAAUCGCAAGCUCAGUCAUAUACCGAAUAUGGUUUCAAUACAUAUGCUUAUGCAGCCAAUCCAAAUUGUGUUGAUACGAUUUCGGUAAGUUAUACCAGGACUAUGAGUGCGGCAUCCAAGCCAACCAGAGGGAAAGUAAAUAAGAGAAAAAACCCCAAGCCCAAAAAGGAGCCGGCUAAGAGGAACUUGGCUGCUCCAUCUAAGCCCAGUAUUUCUCAGAUAAGGAGAGAGGCUGCCAAGAGAGAGAGGUUAGCGAAUGCGCCCCCAAAAAAGCCGAGAAAAACCAAACAGGCGGCCAAGGCAUCUUCAUAUACAAAUUCAGGCCAAAAUCCGGAUCCUGCUGACCCAUCUCAGCCCGGCACUUUUGCGGCAACCAAACCUCAAAAGCGAACUUAUACUAAAAGAGCAAAAAAGGCGAAUAUAUCUCAAAUCGAAAACAAUACCGAGGCUACCGUGGGAGCAAAUAACCCAACAGAAGCUGUGGGGCUUUCUGAAAUAUCUCCCGUAAUACCGACAAUUCCAAUGGAUCCUAAUAUUCCAACUCCACCUGUACAGUCGAUCGGCAAGACGAUCAAACCAAAGGCCCCUAGGCGAAAAAAGGCUCCGGUUGUACCACCUGAAGGAUCGGAUGGAACCGUACAACCACCACCUAAAACCAAGGCACCACGUAAGCCAAGGGCCCCUCGAAAGCCUCGACAGACUAAGGCAUCUUUGAAAAAACAACAGGAGGAAGAGGCACUCAGGCUGCUUAUGGCACCGCCAGCACCAAUGGAACCCAUUCCCAUAGGGGUGCCAAUGGAGUCCAUUCCCAUAGGGGUGCCAAUGGAACCCAUGCCACUGCCGGUACCUAUAGAAAACAGCGCCACGAACGAGCCAAUGGAACCAAAAACUGUGUCUCCGAUUAGGAUUCGAAUGUCUGCUUAUGACACAGCCACUCCAAGGGUUCUAAGUAGGGGAAAGAGCAUUGAAAAUUUGAUGGCAGUUUUCAAUAAAAAAACACCCCCAAGAUUUCCGUCAAUUUCGCCAGAUCAUUUGGAAUUCCCAGAGAUAUCACAUCCAAUGGCUGACACAGUUAUUUUAGAAAAAUCGAUUACGCCGAAUGAGGACCCAAAAGAGCGCUUCAUAUCAAGAUCCCGACCUGUAUCUCCAUGCUUGUCAAUGCGUUCAUCUCGUUCGGCCUCAAGCUCGUCAUCCGGAUCGAACGGGUCUUCCAGGUCCUCGUCAUCGUGUUCUAGUUCUAGUUCGGGAUCAUCCAGUUCGGGAUCUUCCAGUUCGGGAUCUUCCAGUUCGGGAUCUUCCAGUUCGGGAUCUUCCAGUUCGGGAUCUUCCAGUUCAGGAUCUUCUAGUUCGGAUUCUUCCAGUUCGGGAUCUUCCAGUUCGGGAUCUGCCAGUUCUGGAUCUUCCAGUUCGGGAUCUUCCAGUUCGGGAUCUUCCAGUUCGGGAUCUUCCAGUUCGGGAUCUUCCAGUUCGGGAUCUUCUAGUUCAGCGUCUUCCUGUUCAUCAUGCUCAAGAAAACUCAAGAAGAUUAAACCAGAGCCACAGAAUCCGGAUCCACCACUGGAAUCUUCCUCACAAAUAUAUAUCGGUUUGGAUCAACGAACUAAUUUUGAGUCACCGAUGACGUACAUGCAAAAUCUGCAGCCACCACUAGAAUCUUCCUCACAAAAAAAUACCGGUUGGGUUCAACCUACUAAUUUGCAGAAAUCGAAUCCACCACUGGAAUCUUCCUCACAAAUAAAUACCGGUUUGGAUCAACCAAUGAAUUUAGAGUCAUCAUCGCCACCGAGGAUGCCCGUGCAGAGUUCAGAUCCACCACUGGAAUCUUUUUUAGAAAUAAAUACCGAUUUGGGUCAACCAACUAAUUUGGAGUCACCAUCGCCGCCGAGGACUCCCUGCACGAACCCUGUUACAUUUGAAGACUUUCUGAAAGCCCUGGGAGGCGAAAACAUUCCCGUUGUAUCGCCGAUUCCCAGCCGACCAUUUGAUACUUUGGAGUAUGAAGAAGAUAGGAUUCCACCGCCACCAUUAUAUGAACCCUACACUGGUGGCAGGGAUAGGGAGAAAACUCAACUGAGAUCUGGAAUAUCGAUGACACAGACGCAUGUUAUUAUGCAAAUGCAAAUGCAAAAUUCAGCAGAACAAUAUGGGGCUCAAGUAUCUAAUUGGAAUCUCGUACACAUGCGCAACGUAUACGAAACUCAGGUGAAAUCUUUUGAAUCUGAGGCUUCGGUAUCAAACAAUGAACCAGAUGUUAACUCCUAUGAUCCAAAGCGGUUUGAAUCUAAUCAAUAUGUGUAUCAAAACUUUUCGCAGCAGACACAAGAAUAUAUCCAACAGCCCCUUAACAUGCCAAGGCCAAUCAAAACUGAGUUUAUAACCGGCAAUUCUGAAGUAUGGAAAGCAGCCAAUGAACCAGAUGUUAACUCUUAUGAUCCCAAGCGGUUUGAAUCUAACGUGAAGCCCUGCGGUCCUAAUAUUUCAAGGCCAGAUAUACCGCCACAUACUCCUUUAACACAAGUCCCUGAUCAGGAAAAAUCGAGGCCUCAAAACCUGAGUGAUGAAAUGAAAUAUGUGGAUCGAAACAUUAAGAAUAAAGCUGAAAAAUGUAUUUUAAGGCCCUCUAAAAUUCCAAGGCCAAUCAAAGGAUAUUUUUCCGGUAAAUUUCAAGUGUCGAAAUCAAGCAAUGUACCAGAUGUUAGCUACUAUAAUCCCAAUCGGCUUGAGUCUAACGUGGAUCUCUGUAGUCCUAGUGUUUCUAGGCCAUAUACUCAUUUUUCACCUAUGACUGAACCAGAAAAACCGGGGCUUCAAAAACUGAUCGAUGAAACGGAAUAUUUAGAUCGUAAUUUUCAGAAGCAGGCUCAACUACCUAAUCAAGAGCCCUUUAAAAUGACCAACCCAGUCGGAACUAAAUGCGAAUCCGUUUCGACCUAUCAACCAGAUGUUAUCCCCUAUGAUACCAAUAUAUUUGAGACUUACAUGAAUAUCUGUAGUCCUUUGACUGCUACGCCAGAUAACAGUCCUGGCAGUAAUACGAUUUCUGAAUCAGGCUUGGGUCCAAGUCCUCCUAUUGGAGAACUGAUGGACAAGCUGGUAAGGCCGACUGCUCCAAAAACUACCAAUGAAACCGAAAAUGUAGAUCCAAUUGUCCAGGAACACAUGGUGCAAGACCCGGAGGAAAAAUCUUUGAAAGUGAUGGAUAUUUUGACAAACCAGACUGGAAAACAAUCCCAGGCACAAGUGCUUAUCGAAAAGCCUUUGGAAGAACCCAAGUCCGUCGCACCUGUUGUAAAAUUGGAACACUCAAAGGAUCCUCUACCAAUAGGCUCAAAUUCAAUCAAUGAAUCUGAUGGGAAACCAAGUCAUCCUAAAAUGUCCCAACCAGAUGUAAAACUUUCGGAAUUAGAUAUGAAACCAUGUAACUCAAGCAUAUCUGAAAUAGAUUCGAAGCCCUGCAGUCCCAAAACUUCCACACCAAAACUUCCAGUAAAACGAAAGUAUACGAGAACCAAGAAAGUUGAGACAAACCCGAAGUCUCCGAAACCUAAAAAGGAAGCGAAAAAACCGAAGUCUCCAAAACCUAAAAAGGAAGCGAAAAAACCGACGGCUUCGAAACCUAAAACGGAAGAGAAAAAGCCGAGGUCUCGGAAACAAAAAAAUGAUACGCCAAAAACAGAGUCUUCAAAGGGGCCUCUGACGCCGAAGAAUUCAGAUCCACAGUUCCAGGACCAGGUAAAACAAGACGGAAAGGAAAACUUACAAGAUGUUUUAUCAAGCCCGACAGAAAAGCAAUCUGAGGCACAAUUAUCUCUUCUGAAGCCCAGUGACGGGAAAAAACAGAAGACUCCAAAACCAAAAAAUGAUUCGCAAAAGCCAGGGUCUUCAAAGGGGUCUCGUACACCGAAGAAUUCAGAUCCAAAGUCCCAGGACCAGGUCUUGCAAAACGCAAAGGAAAACUCUUUAGAACGCAUUGGCUUGGAAAAGAAAUCUGAGGCACAAAAAUCACUUCAGAAGCCCAGAGAAGAGCCCAAGUCAAUUAAACCAGAUUUAAAAUCCUGCACUGAUGUGAAUCUUUCGAAACCCAAAGUCUCUGAACCGGGAAAUAAAUUCUGUACUCCUACACCUUUGUCAAAGCGAAGGCGCACUAUGCCAGCGAUUACAAGGCCUCAAAAACCAAUCGAUUCGGAGGCAGAACCAAAUUCGAAUAACUCCAAUCGUAAAAUGGCUAUUGCUAAGCGUAGAGGAUCGGUACUAGUUGAUUCAUCAGCAAAAGCCAAGGCAUGGAAAUCAUCUCUUGAGCCAGAUAUCAAACUCUCUGCUCGUAAAAUGUCCUUUGAUCAGAGAUUAUCGGAGGCAGAUAUGAUGCCCCUUACUAAGAAAAAACCACCAGCAAGGCGUCGUUCUUCGAUAUUUAUUGAACCACUGAAACUAAAGGAUUUGAAACCAGGUACUUCUAAAGCUACUAAACCUGAUAUGAAUCCAAGUACUUCAAAAGUUACUGAAACAUAUAUUAAACCGAGUAAUUCUAAGGGUGCUAAAGCAAAUAAUACACUCCCUACAUCUAAAGUUUUUAAAGCAUAUAUUACAAGAUCUAGGGCCUCCGAAACAGAUAGUGCACCAUCUAAGGCUCCUGAAAUAGAUGGUAAAAAAUCUGAUAAUACACCCUCUACAUCAACUGCUGCUGAGCACGAUAAUACACCCAGUACGUCUGAAGCUGGUGCACAAAAUAACGCUCCAAAUCCGAAUACGCUUCUUCAAUAUAAAAUUCCAAAGCUGCGAGCUGAUGGUUCAAAUACACCACCGAUAACAACUGAGACCUCCGAAGCGGAGAAUCUGAUUCAAAGUUCUGAUUCCAUUCAGGCAAAUCCGGUUGAAAGUUCUGAUUCUACUCAACCGAAUCCGACUGGAAGUUCUGAUUCUACUCAACCGAAUCCGACUGGAAGUUCUGAUUCUACUCAACCGAAUCCGACUGGAAGUUCUGAUUCUACUCAACCAAAUCCGACUGGAAGUUCUGAUACUACUGAAGCGAAUCCGCCUAGAAGUUCUGAUUCCACACAACCGUAUCCGGGCAGAAGAUCUGAUUCCUUCAGACCGAAUCCGACUAGAAGGAACAAUUAUUAUCCACCAAUAGGAAGGGCUCGCAACACUGAUUCGCCCUAUCCGAACUACCCAAAUGACUUUCCGUCCUAUGAGAGACAUAGGAGAAUGGCUUAUGAGGAGGAAGAAGCCUAUUACAGGGAAUCAUAUUAUCUGGAGAAGCAGAGGAGACUCAAUCGCUAUGACGACAGACUCCAUCGCUAUGAUGAGAGACCCUAUCCAGAGGAUUACUCGUUAAGACGUCGUCCGCUCUCUCCAGGGGUCUAUCGUGGUAGGGAUCCUCCCGAGCCCUAUCACCCCUAUCGCAGAGGCCGUUUGCCACAUGAAAGGAACCUUCCAAUGGACGAUUAUCGACCGGCUUAUCCCUAUAUGGACGAUCCACCACCAAAAGAUGGCCAUCUUAACAGAGGUUAUCCGUAUGCGCCAGAAAAAUAUCCAGAGCCUAGCCCCAACUAUCAAGAUCACCAUCCGCUUGAGUUUGAUGUAUCUAACAGGUAUAGAUCGAACAACGCGCAUCCAAGUACAGCACCAAGUACAGCACCAAGUACAACACCAAAUCCACCGCGACCACCACAAGCCGAAAUUAAAGACGUUAGUGAUAAUAACUCUUUAUAGCCACCUCGAACAGUUUCCGUCGACCAAGUUAUUAGGAAUGCCUUUGGGGGUCGCAAAUACAGAACACUCAGAGAUCUAAGGGAACGAACCAAGUUAUCUAAGGACCGUUUGCGCACGGUCCUCAAGCGCAUUGCCAAAAUUAAGCGUCGCAAAUGGCGCAUUAGCAAAUAUUAUCUACAGGCCUAUAUAGCCGAAAUGUCGGGUCUUUCACCAAGAUUUAAAAAUAACAAGCCGGUGGGUGGAAUCAUACAUCUAUAGCUUUGCUUACGUUACCAUCAAAUUAAAUGUUUACAUUUAGCUACGCCUUAAUUAUAACUACCGCAAGGUGAUGAGCUCCUAUAAAGGAAUUAAGUUUCAGCGCAUGGAGACUUUGAUCAAGAAAACUGGUUUCCGUAAAUCCAAGCUAAAACACCUGUUGAGGAUGAUCGGAAGGAAGCGAUCCACUAAAUGGCGUCUGCUUAGCUAUAAGAAGCCCCUAAUUCACUUUCACCGAGGACACAAGAAACAUACUACAUAAUAACAUAAAAUUACUUAUUACAUUAUUAUACCAUUUCAAAAUUUUACCAAUUUAACAUUAUACAAAUUUACUGUUAUACAACUUUACGAUUAUACAAAGAUAUUAUUAUGAUUACACCUUUACA
This is a messenger RNA of Drosophila subpulchrella, 7737 nucleotides long. RefSeq lists its product as uncharacterized. The coding region runs from base 68 to 7096 and encodes 2342 amino acids. The transcript is spliced from 9 exons. Lineage: Eukaryota; Metazoa; Arthropoda; Insecta; Diptera; Drosophilidae. The record is from RefSeq and is a predicted model, not a curated record.